Molecule: messenger RNA, 11478 nt
Organism: Anopheles gambiae (African malaria mosquito)
Lineage: Eukaryota; Metazoa; Arthropoda; Insecta; Diptera; Culicidae
Exons: 2
Coding region: 4441-8268 (1275 amino acids)
Biological process (GO): DNA integration
Molecular function (GO): nucleic acid binding
Source: RefSeq, a predicted model, not a curated record
CAGCUAUUUCCGAGUGGGAUGUGAUCGUUCUCACCGAAACCUGGCUCACCGAUAGUUACCCAUCUUUUCUAUUGUUUUACAGCCACCGCUACAAUACCUACCGAUUGGAUCGCUCUGCCAUAAAUAGUGAUAAAUGUAUUGGUGGAGGGGUUCUCAUUGCCACGAAUAUCAAAUAUGCGGCUUCGCUGUGCACUACUAAUACAUUAUCAAUUGAGUGUCUUUGGGUGCGUGUAAAAGUUUUGGAUGUUUCCCUAGUCAUCGGCUCAUUCUACCUCCCGCCUGACCAAGCUGCCAACCCCGAUGUUAUAAAUACUUUCUGUACUACGCUACAUGAAACUAGGGAAAAAUAUAAAGACGAUCAUUUGAUUAUUCUCGGAGAUUUCAAUCAACCCUAUCUUAAAUGGAUUACUCGGAACGAUUUUCCUUCGCUUGACUUCAGCAACUCCCGAAUACAUCCUACCAGCCAAAUUCUCCUCGAUGAAAUUAAUUUGGCCGGCCUUCAGCAAGUUAAUUCAAUCACCAACUGUAACAAUACUAUACUUGAUUUAAUUUUUGCGGAUGACCAGACCGUUGAACGAUUGAGUCCAUUAGAACUGAGUUUAGAAUCCAUAGUUGAACCUGAUCCAAAUCACCUUGCUCUACUUACCAGCUUCAUGGUUCCGUAACAGAAUUUGUCGUCUUCUGAGUCCCAGAACGGAGAGAUUUGAACUUUAGACGUACGAAAUUUGAUAAAUUAACAAUAGCGCUAACUCAAACCAAUUGGGAAUUAUUAAAGUCUAACCACGAUAUCAACGAUAGCGUGUUAAGCUUUACAAAUCAUCUAAAUGGAUUAUUCGAACAGUUUGUUCCCUGCUUUAAUCCUCCAUCGAAACCACCGUGGGCUAGUAAUUCACUACGCGUCGCCAAACGCCGGAGAUCUAAUGCCCAACAAAAACUGCGCAGUCUUCGAAAUAGCACCAACCAAGCAAACUUUGCUCGCGCUGCUCGGAUUUACAAACAGUUAAACCGUUUUGCGUAUGCUGACUACGUUAGAAAGAUCGAAUUCAGAUUCAAAAAGGAUCCACUUGCAUUCUGGAAAUUCAUACGAAAUAAGAAAUCCUGCGACUUUCUUCCAGCUGUAAUGAACUUCAAGGGAAACAUCAUUUCGGGUGAAGAUGACCUCUGCAAGGGUUUUGCAGAACAUUUCGCUUCCGUGUACACCUGCAAUUCUUCGAAACCUCUCAACCUAUCUUCAGCACUUUCCGCAAUCAACGACGCAGUUGACUUAUCCACAUCUAUUAUCAGUGAAGAUGAGGUCGAUGCUGCCAUAUCGCAACUGAAGCUUUCGUAUGCCUCUGGGCCGGACAACAUUCCCAGUGCAAUUCUUAUUCACUGUAAGGCUGCUCUUUUGCCUAUUCUGACUCAACUUUUCAACAAAUCCUUACAGUCGAAAUGCUUCCCGCAAAUAUGGAAAUCUUCUUACAUGUUUCCUGUCUUUAAAAAAGGAGACAAAUCUGAUAUGUGUAAUUAUCGCGGAAUCUCUAUGUUAUGUGCCUGUAGUAAGCUGUUUGAAAAAGUUAUGUUCCGCCACAUGUCCUACGCUUUCCUGCCUGUUAUAUCUGUUAUGCAGCACGGCUUUAUGUUUAAACGUUCGAUUGAAACUAACCUGCUUCAUUUGCUUCAAUUUUGAUACUCCAAUAUUGACAAGGGCCUCCAGGUUGAUGUCAUUUAUACCGACUUCUGCGCUGCAUUUGACAAGGUCAACCAAUACUUAUUGCUUGCUAAAUUAUUAAAAUAUGGUGUACACUCAAAUUUUUUAGCAUGGUUAGAAAGCUACCUAAUGAACCGUUGCAUUAAUGUAAAAAUUGGAAAAACUUUUUCUGACCCUUUCUGUAACUUUUCUGGUGUUCCACAAGGAAGCAUAUUAUGGCCAUUAUGAUUUAUUGUAUUUAUUAACGAUAUUGUGUUUGCUGUUUCCAGCGUCAAUGUUUUACUAUAUGCAGACGAUCUUAAGAUGUUCCUUGCUAUUGAAAAUUCAAAUCACUGCGAAAUACUUCAAGAUUCCGUAAACCGUUUUUUGACGUAGUGCCAUGAUAACGAAAUGUUUGUGAAUAUACAAAAAUGUAACUGCAUUACUUUCUCUAAGAAAAGGAUUCCAAUAACUUUUAAUUACAAAAUAGGUCAAGACAGUGUGCCGCGGUCAUCUGUAGUUCGUGAUUUAGGAAUAAUGUUAGACAGUAAACUUAUAUUAUCGUGCCAUUUCCACACAAUCCUCUCAAAAGCAUUAAAUAUGUUAGGUUUUAUUCUACGUGCUUCUUCCGACUUUAAAGAUCCUUUCUGUCUUAAAUCGUUAUACUGUGCCCUAGUCCGUCCUAUACUAGAAUUUGCUUGCGUUGUUUGGUGUCCAAACCAAGUGACCUAUAUAGACAUGAUAGAAAAAGUUCAGAAAAAGGUGACGCGCUAUGUUUUAUCGUCUUCCUUGGUCAAACCAAAUGCCACGCCCCCCGUACCAUGUCAGGUGUCAGUUAUUUGGUCUCGAAACUUUAGAACACAGGAGAAAGAAUGCUCAAUGUAUUUUCAUGCAUAAAUUAUUAAAUGGGCUUAUUGAUGCACCUGAAAUUUUAAAUCUGUUCAGCUUUUCUGCACCUACUAGGGAUCUUUGAAGCAGGUCUUUAAUCAGGAUCCCAUUUCGAUCUUCUUCAUUUGGCGCUAACGACCCUUUAAUUUGAAUGUGUGUCAGCUACAAUAGACUUGAAUCAUCUGCAGAUUUUUAUAUCCCUGUUUCUCACCUUCGUCAGUUGUAAAGGGCUAGUGUUGUUUAUGUUUAAGUUGUUUACUAAAUAAGAAUUUGUAUCUGUUAUUUAGGCCUAUUGCCCGAUAACGUAAAUAAAUAACUAAUAAUAAUAAUAAUAAUAAAAUACAACAAGCCACUAGCAGUUGUACAUGGAGCCACAUAAACGGCCAAGAAAAUCCUGCAGAUCAUGUUUCACGGGGAUUAACUGCAAGCGAACACGUCAACUGUGACCUUUGGUGGAAUAGCCCGCCAUGGCUCCAACUAGAUCAAGAGCAAUGGCCCAAUGUUGCGAAGUUUUCUGACUACCACAAAUUGCUACGAGUAGUUGCAUAUUGCUUUCGAAUGAGAACUAAACGUGAUUCUUCGCAAGAAACUGUCGUUAUUAGCACAGACGAAUUAUGGAAAGCAGAAAUCAGAAUCUUGCAAGUGGUUCAAAGAGAUAUCUUUGAAAAAGAAUGGACUCAGCUCCGUCAAAACAGUCCUGUUUCCAACAAAUCCAGACUAAAAUGGUUCCAUCCGUUUCUUUGCGAUGAUAAUCUUAUUCGUAUUGGUGUCGUAUUCGUAUACGUUUAUCAAAAUCUAAUCAACCAUUUGAAAGCAAACAUCAAAUAUUGCUAUCAGCAGGUCAUCCUCUGGCAGAAAUGCUGAUUAGAUACUUGCCGCACCGCAACUAUUGAUCACCAUCCUUCGUCAAAGGUAUUGGGUCAUAGGGGCCAGAUCCCUAGCUAAACGCAUUUGCCAAGAAUCCGCACCUUGUUGUCCUGCUCGUCCUCGGCUGCUAGAACAAUUUAUGGCAGAACUACCAACUUCACGCAUAACACCAAGCCGACCAUUCUCAAUAGUGGGAGUGGAUUAUUGGGGUUGUUGCUGCGAAUCGUAAACAAAUAGAGAACUGUCACCGCGGCUGACAGCAAAACAUUCAGCGUUUUAAGUAUUUUUGAUUCCUACGAAGAAGUGAAUACUAUAUCGCAACGCGAUUAGUUCGGGAGCUAACAAGCUUUAAAAAAGUUUUUUUUGCAAUAAGUGCAAAGAUUUUUAUCGCGAAUAUCUAAAAUCAAAGUGCCGGGAGUGAUAUUUUUCGAGUGUUAGUGCAUCCGAGAAAAUGUCCCAGCAAGCGAUGAAAAUCACCGGUGCAGCGACUGACCUCGAUAAUGCACCGCAAGUGCGGAGUGAUGUGGGAGAAAAGACCGCUACCGCGGCAACAGCCAAAGUUACUCGACCCAAGAGCGAGAGGCUAAUGGCGGCUAAGGCCAGCCAAAAUCGGGAUAUAGCAGCCACGCAAGUGUUGGCAAGCGAAAAGCGCGAGGAUAAACCUCUCCACCCGAAUGAUGAGUCUUGCUCAUCCCAACACGGCCGCAAAGCAAGUUUGUCGAAGCAUGAACAAGUUUCGACGUCUUCAAGAUGCUCAGCAUUAGAACGUCGCGUAAACGAAGAGAGAGCAGAGGAGCAUAAUGCUGCCAGCGAUAAAGGCAUACGGGAGUCCCACAAUCCCAACAAGGAACCAGGAUCGUCUUUGGGUCCUAGUAAGGCUACGUCAUCCAAGCAUGGGCGUUCAUCUGUGUCGUCCAAGCGCUCAGCCUUAGAACGCCUAGUGAGAGAACAAGCCCUACAGGUGAAGUUGCUGAUGGCUGAGAAAGAAAAAAUGAUGGCAGAGAAAGAAAAAAACGAUGGCGGAAGCAGUAUUGAAGUGCAAGUUUGCCGCCUUGGAACUGCAGCACGAGACGCAAAGGAAUAACCUCGAAGAGGUCGACGGCGGUUCCGAAUACUCUGCGGGCAUCAUUCAGGGGUUAGUGUUGAGUGGUCAAGACGAAAACGAACAAGAAUCCAUCUUGAGAGCAAAAACGGCGGAGUGGGUACAGGCCCAAUCGAAGAUUUUUUUACCGCAAGCGUGUUCCAGCGUUGAACCUGUGCAACAAGAAGUUACACGCGAUAAGGAAGUAGCUGCUUUGGAUUGGAAACCCUCCGACCACAUCGCAGCUAGGCAGGUAUGGCCGAAAAAACUCCCUACCUUUUCAGGUAAGCCACGAGAGUGGCCAAAGUUCUACAACUGCUACGUCGAAUCGACAAAAGCUUGUGGACUUUCUCCAACGGAAAACAUGGCCAGGCUGGAAGAAUGCCUUAGUGGACCCGCACGUGAUGCCGUCGAAGGAUGGCUCGAUAGUCCGACGUCAGUAGAGAUGGUCAUGAAGACACUUCAGAGACUGUACGGACGGCCUUCACUUGUGGUGAAGGAUUUACUCGAGAAGGUACAGCGAACCCCAGCACCGAGGCCGGAACAUCUAGAUGAGCUAAUCACGUUCGGCCUAACAGUGUUACAUCUGUGCAACCAUCUAGCCAACGCGGAUCUGGUACACUACCUUUCAAAUCCUGAGCUACUUGAGGAGAUGGUAGAGAAGCUGCCCGUAACAAGGAAGUUAGAGUGGGUACGAUUUAGUGAAAGUUACCAUCUACCAACCCUGAAGGAAUUUGGAGUCUUCAUGGACAAACUGGUAGAGGAAGCCUGUGUUGUAACCAGAUACACUCCACCCAAACCUCACACACAUCGAACGGUACACCGCUCAAAUGUACAUAGCCUAUCCCACGAGCCACCAACACCUGUCGUUGAGUCAAACACAACACCUUGCCGGAUGUGUAAAAACACUAGCCAUAAGUUGAGGCAAUGUGAAGCAUUUAGGCACAUGUCUCCACCGGAUCGCUUGGUAGCGGUUAACCAAAUGAAGCUUUGUCGAAACUGCCUUGCUAACCACGGAACGAAUCCCUGCAAAUCGAGAUACUCCUGCGGCGUUCCGGGAUGCGGUCAACGACACCAUAGCUUGCUGCACCAGCCGAGGGAAGGGGCAACCGCCCAGCCAGCACAGUUGCAGACACACCACCACGUGGCGAAAACAACACUGUUCCGUGUAGUACCUGUUACCAUCCACAAUGGAGAUAAGCAAAUCGAUACCCACGCUUUCUUAGACGAGGGGUCAUCGUUGACACUAGUGGAAGCAUCUUUAGCAGCAAGUCUUGGCAUUGAAGGAGAAUCGGAGCCAUUGGAGUUAAACUGGACCGCCAACGUGAAGCAGAGGGAAGAUUCAUCGCAGCGCAUCAGCAUGGAGAUCUCGGCACGUGGGGGAGAGCGGCGCUAUUUAAUAGCGGCCGCUCAUACAGUGAAACAGCUAAGUCUCCCAAAACAACAGGUUGAUUUUAAUUCACUGAUAAGUGACUAUUACUACUUGCAGGGUCUACCAGAUGAACAACGAGUGGAUGGAUUUCCGAGAAUCCUGAUAGGCCUGGAAAACGUCGACCUGAUGGCACCACUGGAAACCCGAUCCGGCCAGCCAGGGCAACCGAUCGCCGUAAAAUCCGUGCUAGGAUGGGCGGUCUACGGCCCUCAUGCGACUAACAACGCGAGAAGCCAACCGGCGGCCAGCUACGUACACAGUGUUCAGCAGCAGCAAAUCGACGAUAGCGACACAACAACUCGUGCGACUAACACCGCGAGAAGCCAACCGACGGUUAGCUUCGUACACAGCGUUCAGCAGCAGCAAAUCGACGAUAGCGACACAACGUUAAACGAAAUGCUCCGUCAAUACUUCACACUAGAAGAAGCGGCCGUAACCAACUACAGCGAAUUUCUGCCAGAAAAGCGAGAAAUAGUGCGAGCCAGACAACUACUUGAAAGUACCACCGAGCGGCGGAACGAUCAUUUCGAAACUGGUCUGCUAUGGAAAUCUGAUGACGUAAUUCUUCCUGAUAGCAUAGCAAUGGCCACGAAGAGGCUAUACGCUCUAGAGCGAAAACUGGACAAGAAUGAAGAGCUGAAGCAGAUCGUACACGAGCAAAUGCGUAUGUAUAUAGAAAGAGGCUACGCACACCAAGCGACAGAAGAAGAAUUGGCUACCGCAAAUCCCAACCGCAUCUGGUACCUACCAUUAAACGUUGUUGGGCACCCACAUAAACCUGAUAAAAAACGCCUCGUUUGGGACGCAGCAGCGAAAGUCCAAGGGGUAUCCCUUAACUCAGUCCUUCUGAAGGGUCCAGAUCUGCUAGCUAUGCUCCCCGAAGUGUUGUGUAAUUUUAGACAGAGAAAGAUUGCCUUCGGAGGAGACAUAGAAAAGAUGUUCCAUCAACUACGAAUCCGACCGGAAGAAACUCACAGCCAACGGUUCUUGUUUCGGUUUGAUAAAAAUAGGAAUCCGGAUAUCUAUUUGAUGGAUGUUGCAACAUUUGGUGCAACGUGUUCCCCAUGUUCUGCACAAUAUGUCAUGCAUCGCAAUGCUGACGAACAUGCCUCAAACUACCCAAACGCUGCAAGUGCCAUCAAACGUUCCACCUACAUGGACGACUAUUUUGACAGCUGCGAUACAAGGGAGGAAGCGAUAGAACGCAUAACGCAAGUCAGGUAUAUCCACUCCCAAGCAGGGUUUAACAUGAGGAAUUGGGUAUGCAACGAUUCUUCUGUGCUUAAGGCUACAGAAGAAAACAAUGUAAAUGUAAAACCCGUCGUCAUAAACCUAAGCGACACCGGCAGUAACACCAGAGUGCUGGGAAUGGUUUGGGACCCUAUUGCCGACGUAUUUCGAUUCUCCUCUUCAUGGCAUAAAGAAUUAGUACCCUACGUAAUGGAAGGAAAACGACCUACAAAAAGAACUGCCCUUAGAGUCAUUAUGAGCCUUUUCGACCCUCUGGAACUGCUAGCCCCAAUCCUCAUUCACGGUCGCAUGAUAAUGCAAGAUUUGUGGCGAGUCGGUAUAGACUGGGAUGCAGAAAUGAGUGAGCCAGAGUUUCUCAAGUGGCAGAAAUGGGUGGGUCUACUACCGGCAGUUGAACGACUGGAAAUACCCAGAUGUUACCUUGGCGAUAUGUGUUCGAAGUUGAGUACAUUACAGCUACAUGUUUUCACAGACGCAAGUGAAAUUGGGUAUGGAUGCGUCGCGUACUUGCGGGCCGAAGAACAAGGCCGCAUACAUUGUUCCCUAAUCAUGGCACGUAGCAAAGUAGCUCCCGUAAAAUAUCAAUCUGUACCCAGAAUGGAACUACAAGCAGCACUUUUGGGAGCGAGGUUAAUGCGAACUAUUGUGGACAGCCAUACGCUUCCGAUCAACGAGAAGUAUAUCCACACAGACUCAGAGGUAGUACUGGCAUGGGUUAGAUCUCCCUCUAGAGAUUUCAAACAAUUUGUCGCUUGUAGGAUCGGCGAGAUUCUUUCGCUAACUGAGCCGUCAAUGUGGCGACAUGUUCCUACGAAAGACAAUUCGGCCGAUUGUUUAACGAAAUGGGGAAAAGAAACUCAGCUAGAGUCAAAUAGCCGCUGGUUCAAUGGACCAGCAUUCCUCUACCUUCCACCAUCGAAAUGGCCAAUGCAAAAAAAGGUAGAAGAGACCCUAGAAGAGCGAAGAACUGCCCACCUAUUAACGCAUCAUCAAAUUGGCGAACAACCCUUCAUAAAGGUAGAACGUAUUUCUAAGUGGAAAGUACUACUACGAACUGUGGCAAUGUUUUUCGAUUUGUAGCUAAUUGCCGACGCAGGGCAAACAAUCUACCACUUGAGACCAUACCAGCAACACAAAGACAAGCACAGCAUAUAAAGCGAAAUGUGCUAUCACACCAAGUCCCAGUUAAAGCUGAAGAAUAUAGUAAGGCAGAACAAGUGUUGUGGCGCAUGGUCCAGCAAGAAUGCUACCCAAAUGAAGUAAACCUUCUGAAUGGAGAUAAAAAGCAGCAAACCCUACCAACUAAAACCAUCCUUCACUCAUUAACGCCCAUGGCAGACGAAUAUGGUGUGAUACGCGUCGAUGGUCGUACAGCAAACGCAGAAUAUACUGCAUUCGACACGCGUUUUCCUAUCAUCUUACCAAAGCAACACCGCGUAACCUGCUUGUUGAUAGAAGAUUACCACCAUAGACUGGGACAUGGAAACCGAGAAACGGUUGUAAACGAGGUCCGUCAGCGUUUUCAUAUACCAAAUUUGCGGGCACUAGUUGAUAGAGUAGCAAAAGACUGCCAACGCUGCAAAAUAGCAAAAAGUAAGCCAUACACUCCUAGAAUGUCUCCCCUACCCGUGGAACGACUCACCGCAUGGGUACAUCCUUUUAGCUACGUCGGGGUCGACUUUCUAGGACCGGUCGACGUCACGAACGGUAGGCGUAACGAAAAGCGAUAUGUGGCAGUGUUUACCUGCCUCGUUACACGAGCCGUGCACCUUGAGAUGGUGUACAGCCUCUCAACCGACGCCUGCAUCAUGGCCAUACGGCGAUUUGUUGCACGUCGAGGUACACCUAUAGAGAUUUUCUCUGAUAAUGGCACCAAUUUUGUGGGAGCGAGCAACAUCCUAAAACAAGAGAUAUCGUCAACAAUUUAUAAAUGUGCCGAUACAUUUACCAAUUCCUGCACAAGUUGGUCCUUCAAUCCGCCAUCUGCACCACACAUAGGAGGUGUCUGGGAGCGCAUGGUGCGAAGCGUGAAAGCAGCUAUGCGCACUCUAAACGAUGGUCAACGGUUGAAUGAUGAGAUAUUGUUGAGCGUGUUAGCUGACUCGGAGAAUUUGAUCAAUUCCAGGCCGUUGACAUAUACGUCGCUUUCGUCAGAUGUAGAAUCCAUCACACCAAACCACUUUCUACUCGGAAGUUCAGCAGGCGCUCAGACACAUAUGCGCUUCUGUCCGAGUAUAACACAAGCACUUAGACACAGCUACAAGAGGUCACAGCAGUUGUCCUACCACUUAUGGGAUCGUUGGGUAAAAGAAUACUUCCCAUCGCUAAACAAACGGCCAAAGUGGCACGACGACCAGGUUCAACUAAAGGAAGGCGAUUUGGUGUUUGUAAUUGAGGGAGAUCGAAAAGAAUGGACUAGGGCAGUAGUCGAAGAAGUCCAUGCAGGACGAGACGGGCGGGUAAGACAAGCGAUUGUUCGUACAGCAACCGGAAAACAACUGAAGCGACCCACGGUAAAGUUAGCUGUAUUAGAUGUGGAAAUUAAGGAAUCCGAAAAGGAGAGAGAUAUUGCACAGCUAAAGUAGAAGAUAGUUUACGGAUCGCGAGAGCACAUGGAAAAGUGAACACGGUAUGACAGCAAGCUUGACGGGUAACCAGUUCACGGGGUGGGGUGUUGCUGCGAAUCGUAAACAAAUAGAGAACUGUCACCGCGGCUGACAGCAAAACAUUCAGCGUUUUAAGUAUUUUUGAUUCCUACGAAGAAGUGAAUACUAUAUCGCAACGCGAUUAGUUCGGGAGCUAACAGGGGUCCCAUCGGUCUAUCACCCAUUCAUCGCCGUGCAUCAUCUGGUAAAGCAUUUGUAGCUGUCUUUAUUUUUUCCGCUACAAAGGCCGUUCAUCUCGAGCUCGUCAUAAACCUUACCACAGUUAAAUUCAUCCAAGCAUUUCGUCGUUUCGUUGCUUGUCGUGGGUUAUGCAGUGACCAAGGUUAUUAGACUCUAUACAGGUUACGGCAAUAGCCCGUUUUGGCCGAUUUCCAAUAAAAAAAUGAAUGAAAAUUUUGACAGACAAAUUGGAAUGGUUUGUUUACAAUUGGACUGGUUUGUUUACAAUUUAUCUGGAUUGCAAUCGUGCAAUGGUAUAGUGUUUGGUGUUAAAUUUUGCAUGUUUUAAUUUAUUUAAUUAUUUUGUAAUUUUAUAAUUACUAAUUUUGUGAUAAAUUAACAGUUGUGACAAGGGAGAAAUCGAGUAAGUGAGAAUCCAAGACAUGAGCUCAUCGCGUGUUGGCCAACAUUAGAACCUGGCAGGCACGGAAACAUGGAGACAUGUCCUUCCAUUUGGCACAGGUGCUCUCGGGACAUGGCUUUUUCUGGGAGUACUUAUGUAUCAAGGGUUUCACGUCGUCCCCGGACUGCCAGUGGUGUGUCGGUGUACCAGAGGAUGCAGAACAUGUGAUGUUCGAGUGUCCCCGUUUUGCUAUUGUCCGACAGGAGCUGCUUGGCGAGGGUGGCCCAGAUCCGGUUCGUCCAGAUACUCUUCAGCAGCAUAUGUUGCGAGACCAAGCCACCUGGAGUCGUAUCAGUGAAGCCGCUCGACAAAUAACUGUAGAAUUGCAGCGUUCCUGGGAUGCGGAAAGGGUCAAUCGCGCAGCUGAGGACAUGGCUCAACGCGAGGCCGAGCUGGAGGAAAUUACGGCACAUAGAGCGGAGGUGGUUGCCGCUCGUAAUAAUCGACGUUAUGCGAGACGUAGAGAGCAGCGUGCGCGGGAAAGAGAGGAAUGCAGGGGGCGGACGGUCCCCUUCCCCUCUACCGUCACCAUCUACCGCUUCCCGACGUGAGGCGAAUCGGGUUGACCCGCACGACUCCGGGAUGCUUCGGAUUGCUCCGACCCGGUGAGUUCCAGUUGUCCCGGCUUUCACUAGUUGUGUAUGGAAGAACGUGCGUGAGUUGUUGGAUCGCUGACCAAGGAGUAGGAGAAGGAGGUAAAAAUGAGUUAAUGUUUAACGAGCCCGUUGUAACAAUAAUAAUUAGAAAAUAAACUUCAAAUAUAUUUGUGUUUGUCGGAAGCAUUUAUGAAAUACGAUUUCCCUCGAUAAGGUUGACAAAGUGUUAUUUUUAUAACUUUCGUCACAACAAUUUACGCAAUCACAAAAUAUUAUUUAAAUAAACACUAUGUACAAAACAUGUUAAUACUCAUACUGUACGGGCCGCACACCAGCCACACCGUGCACCCCUACCGAGAGCAUCUACUUGAUCUACCUUUGAACACACUCUUUUGUCUGCCGUGCA